AUGGAGCCGGCGGUGCUGGCCUCGCACAACCUCCCGCACCACGAGCCAAUCAGCUUCGGAAUCGAUCAGAUCCUGAGCUGCCCGGAACCCCCCGGGAGCGGCCUAGGCCCGGGUCGAGCGGGCCAGGGCCAUGGGGAGAGUGUGGCGUUCUCGGGUGGAUUUCACGGAGCCACAAGCUACGGCCCCGCGGGCUCGCUGGCCCCACUACCAGGCAGCUCUGGCGUGGGCCCGGGCGGCGUGAUCCGCGUCCCGGCGCACCGCCCGCUGCCAGUGCAGCCGCCCGCUGGAGGCGCGCCUGCUGUUCCUGGACCCUCGGGUUUGGGCGGCGCCGGGGGCCUAGCGGGACUCACCUUCCCUUGGAUGGACAGCGGCCGCCGCUAUGCCAAGGACCGGCUCACUGGUGAGGUUGCCCGAUCCCUCCAGCGUCAUGCCCCACACUGACCCGGUAUCCUCAUCUUUGAUCCUUCUGCUCCAACUCAAGGUCCCCUUUCGUACCCUCCGCCCCUAAUCCCAGGGGAUCCUCCCUCAAUUGGUAUCUCUUGGUCCCGCUGCUGAGAGGCGCUGGGGAGGUAGCUGCCGUCGAUGCCCGCGCCCUCCUCUGCAGUUCACUGUCCACACCGCGGGAAGGGCAGGGUGAAGUUACGGGGGACGUCUCUCCCUCACCCAAGUGGGAGGGCCAUUUCCGAGGCCUUUUCUUGUCUAGAAGCCUCUACUGGUGCGGGGUCGAGCUUGGGGCACCGUAGGGACCGGGCGCGGGAGCUCUGCAGCAUUGGCAGCCGCGCUCUCUUCUCAGUGACACCUCGGGCCGCCCCGAAAACCCUGCCUUGCUCUUUCUUCCUCCCUGUAGCGGCGCUCUCGCCCUUCUCCGGGACGCGCCGUAUAGGUCACCCCUACCAAAACCGGACCCCCCCAAAGCGGAAGAAGCCGCGCACAUCCUUCUCCCGCUCGCAGGUGCUGGAGCUGGAGCGACGCUUCCUGCGCCAGAAGUACCUGGCCUCGGCCGAGAGGGCGGCGCUGGCCAAGGCCCUGCGCAUGACCGACGCGCAGGUCAAGACGUGGUUCCAGAACCGGCGCACCAAGUGGCGGUGAGGCGCGGGGCGGGCGAGGGACCGGGCCGGGCCAAGUGGCGGUGAGGCGUGGGGCGGGCGAGGGCCGGCCUCGCUGACCCCGCGUCUCCGCUCGCCCAGGCGCCAGACGGCCGAGGAGCGCGAGGCAGAGCGGCACCGUGCGGGCCGACUGCUUCUGCACCUCCAGCAGGACGCACUACCGCGGCCGCUACGGCCGCCGCUGCCCCCGGACCCGCUCUGCCUGCACAACUCGUCGCUCUUCGCGCUGCAGAACCUGCAGCCCUGGGCCGAGGACAACAAGGUGGCUUCCGUGUCCGGGCUCGCCUCAGUGGUGUGAGCGACGCCUGCCCGACUGGCCGAGCGCUCUUUUCCGGACUGAGGCGCCGCGUGGAGCCCCGGGCCCGGGGCCUUGGAGCGCACGGCCGCCCACCCCGUGGUUCCGUAGCAGUGGAGCGUGUGAGGAGGAGGUGGCCUCGAGGCUAUCGUCAAGAGCUCCUCGGCCACUGCCGUCUCCCAGGCCAGCGUUGUGCUGUUGCCCUGCGCGCUUAAUCGUGACCUUUCCCGCCAUUUUUCACUUAGACUGUUGCACCGCGGCUGGAACCCGAGGCGCUGAGGGGGCGGGACCUGAAGUAUGAUAGCCAAUGAGAUGCGGGGAGGGGGGCGGGCUGGCCAAUGGCUGCUCUCUUGAGGGACUCCGGAUUCUUCCGUGGGUGUGUUGGAGCUGGGGUUCUGUGUGGCUGGAGUAGGUUUACAGGCCCGGCUGGAAUCAGGAGGCUGCAGCCCGCACAGGCCGGGUCUGUAGCAAAGGUGUGAAGGAAGGAAGGAAGACGUCAACGACAGAGGAGUAAUGGAGGAGGUGCUGGAAAGCGAGUCUGACUGACCGCGACAGGAACCAGAGGGUUAUCUACGCUGGGCGUCUCAUCCUUCAACUGUAAAAUAAUCGCUAAGGACUUUGAGCCCCAUGUUGUCUGUGUGUUUAACCGGCUGACUACGUCCUCUCACUUGAGCCUUACAAGUGGGUGGCAGGCGAGACGGAUACUUACACACUCAAUGGAAAAGAAAAUCUGGGAACACUAAUCUGGCUCUGGUGUCUCUCGGGGACAGAGAGGGAAGAGGAGGAAGCAAUGGACAAAGUUAAUGGGCCCAAUGGAGUUAGGGUGAGCAGAAUUUGGCAAAUAAUUAGGAAGUGAUAGGCCUAAAAAUAAUCAAAGAUAAUUCCCAGGUUGGAAAUGUAAAGGAUCAAGAAAUCAAUGGUGUUGUGGAUGAUGAAAGGGAAAUUGGGAAGAUAGAACCAAGAUUAACUCUGCAGGCAAAACUAAAUGCUAGACCUAGAGAGAAUAAAUUCUGGAAAAAUGCCUUUUGGGGGAGGUCAGUAGACAUCUACAUAGAGGUAGGAAAUAGAUGGAAUGAUGAGAACAGACAGAAUCUCCAAGGGAGGAAACUGAGGCAAAAAGCAAAGUUCUAAGGAUUAAAGGUUCCUUUCCAUCAAUUUCUAUAAAUACAUUUACAAUGUGCAAGAUGAUUGAGGAUAUCAAAAUAGUCAAAAGGAAGAAAAGGGAACGUAGUACCCAGCUGAAAAGAGAAAAGCAUGAUGUCCUUGAAGUUGUUAGAAAAACUUGUGAGUGGGCCAGGGGCUGCUGGGAAGCUUGUUGAUGGAAAGUUAAGAGUUUGGGUAUGGCUGCAGUAGCCUUGAGGUUUAAGAAGAGCAGGAUUUAAGUUGUAUGAGAACAAAAGGGAAGACUUUGUCUGAUUCUUAUAGCACAGCCUUUCUUUCUCCCCUGGAGGCAAGAGCAGUGUGAUAGAGGGAGGUAAGCUUUAGGCAGGGUUAGAGGCCAACUGUAGUCAAACUACUCAUGUUCCAUGUUAGUGACAGCUAGGUUAGUCAUAGUACAAGUCUUGACUAGAGGUGGGAACCAGGCAAGAGGAUGUCACUGUUGGAGUUGACUCUUGUUCUUUCCUACUAAGUCAUCUCUAACUCAUGGAUAUUGCAAAUGCCGCAGAACCAAACUCAAAUUUGACACCAUAUAAAAAGAACUUUUAUAGACCAAAAGGGAACACAAGGAUGGGUUUGGCAUAAGUUGGGUAUAUGAAAGGCAUGUUAGUUCCUCUCCAAUAAAUAGAAGAAAGCUAAGGAAAGGGUCCUACUCUGUUUAGACUGAUUCGCUCCACUCCCAGCCCACCAUUUCUUGGAACUCAGGUUC
Molecule: messenger RNA, 3268 nt
Organism: Orcinus orca (killer whale)
Lineage: Eukaryota; Metazoa; Chordata; Mammalia; Artiodactyla; Delphinidae
Product: T cell leukemia homeobox 2
Exons: 1
Coding region: 1-441 (146 amino acids)
Biological process (GO): regulation of transcription by RNA polymerase II; animal organ development
Cellular component (GO): nucleus
Molecular function (GO): RNA polymerase II cis-regulatory region sequence-specific DNA binding; DNA-binding transcription factor activity, RNA polymerase II-specific
Source: RefSeq, a predicted model, not a curated record